AUGGCCUCUCCUAGGAGGUUUCAGACCCUCGUCCCGCUGAAGCACAAACAGGAUACCUUAUUUGAGGUGGCCGGAGACUCCAAGUUGCCCAAGUGGUUCCAUGUCGAGUACCUGGAUGACCCGAGAACAAUACACGUGGAUCCUUGGCUGGUGGAAGCGAUAUUCGGCCGGAACGGAGAGUACAUCCCACACGUCGAGUGCAUGACCCACACCCUGAUUCACGUGAACCUGCGGGACCCUGCAGAGAAGGCCGAGAUUUUGAUAUUCGGGUCUCCUGAUUACCAGAAGGACGUUUCCCAGAUGGUCUUGAACUUGGUUGACUAUUUCCAGAAGCAAGCGGCGCAGAGUAGGUGUGGGCUUGGGGGUAGGUGGGUACGGAAAGCGAGCCAGGGCCAUUCCUUACACUGCUCUUCUCCCACUUCAGAGAGGGCUCAGAGGGCUGAGGCCCAGCCGGCUCCUGCGGAGGUCCCUGCCGCCGCCAGGCUGCGGGCUCCGGUGCAGGUCCGUGAGGUCACCACGCAGCCGGACCCCGUGCAGGUCCGUGAGGUCACCACCCAGCCGGAUCGGGUGCAGGUUCGUGAGGUCGCCACGCAGCCGGAUCCGGUGGAGGUCCGUGAGGCCGCCACCCAGCCUGACCCCGAGGAGGUCUGUGAGGUCACCACCCAGCCUGACCCCGUGGAGGUCUGUGAGGUCACCACCCAGCCUGACCCCGUGGAGGUCCGUGAGGUCGCCACGCAGCCGGAUCCGGUGGAGGUCCGUGAGGCCGCCACGCAGCCGGAUCCGGUGGAGGUCCGUGAGGUCGCCACGCAGCCGGAUCCGGUGGAGGUCCGUGAGGUCGCCACCCAGCCUGACCCCAUGGAGGCCUGUGAGGUCGCCACGCAGCCCGACCCCAUGCAGGCCUGUGAGGUCACCACCCAGCCCGACCCCGUGCAGGUCUGUGAGGUCACCACCCAGCCUGACCCCAUGGAGGCCUGUGAGGUCGCCACGCAGCCCGACCCCGUGCAGGCCUGUGAGGUCGCCACGCAGCCGGACCCGGUGGAGGCUGGUGAAACCGUCACCCAGACCCCUGCAGGGGAGGUCCGCCAGAAUGUGACUGUGCAUUGAAGUCCAGGAGGCUCCCACCCAGCAUUGCACAGGCCUCUGAGGUCCCAACUCGGGAAGUUUCUGAGGCUCUGUCCCAGAGGUUUCCUGAGGCUGCUCUUGGGGGUGGGAGGUGCGGGGCCACCCAGAGUUCUUCAGUUUUGGUUCACGAGACUGGAGCGCAGCAGUCUUUGGACAGAGAUGUUGGAAUUGAGCUGCCUGGGAACCAGUUACCAGGUUAUAGUCCUCGGAUCCAGGCGUGAGGCAGCACAAAUGUGGUACACACCCGCCAAUUCACCUGGGGGCAGAGGGCUAGCCUGGGCUGUGAGUGGGGGCAGUUGUCUUUAACCCCUGGCUGUCUAAGUCUCUGGACAUCAUUUCUGGUUGUUUUCUGCCCUGGAAAUUGGGAAGCCUGGCGUUAGGGCCGUCUCUAGUUUUUCCUUGUUAAAUGUUUGUAAGCACAAUUGGAAGUGUUCCAAUAAAGAAUUGCACCC
Molecule: messenger RNA, 1574 nt
Organism: Meriones unguiculatus (Mongolian gerbil)
Lineage: Eukaryota; Metazoa; Chordata; Mammalia; Rodentia; Muridae
Gene: Khdc3l
Product: KH domain containing 3 like, subcortical maternal complex member
Exons: 3
Coding region: 1-1104 (367 amino acids)
Cellular component (GO): apical cortex; protein-containing complex
Molecular function (GO): RNA binding
Source: RefSeq, a predicted model, not a curated record